Messenger RNA from Cucurbita maxima (winter squash), 1306 nucleotides. Its product is annotated as transcription factor MYB26-like. NCBI's taxonomy places the organism in Eukaryota, Viridiplantae, Streptophyta, Magnoliopsida, Cucurbitales, Cucurbitaceae. Bases 76 to 1116 code for a protein of 346 amino acids. The record is from RefSeq and is a predicted model, not a curated record. The transcript is spliced from 3 exons.
UCACUCUCUCUUUCUUCUAACUUCAUUCUUUGCUUCUUCUCUCUCUAAAACAUAACCCUCUAAGGGAGAGAGGAUAUGGGGCACCAUUCUUGCUGCAACAAACAGAAGGUGAAGAGAGGGCUGUGGUCACCGGAGGAAGAUGAGAAGCUUGUCAAUUACAUUUCUACUUAUGGCCAUGGCUGUUGGAGCUCUGUCCCUAAGCUUGCUGGCCUACAACGAUGCGGGAAAAGUUGCAGGCUUCGAUGGAUAAAUUAUCUAAGACCCGACCUUAAACGUGGGAGCUUCUCCCCCCAAGAAGCUGCCCUCAUUGUUCAACUUCAUAGCAUUCUUGGCAACAGAUGGGCUCAGAUAGCAAAGCAAUUACCGGGAAGAACAGACAAUGAAGUGAAGAAUUUUUGGAAUUCGAACAUAAAAAAGAAGCUGAUCUCUCAUGAGGUUUCAGCUUUGGCCACCUUUCCUGGCCAUCUCCAAAACCCUAAUGUUUCCAUUAAUAAUGAGGGCUUCUUUAUUCUCAAUGCAAACCCUAAUUUGAUUCUGACCACCUCAGCCCAUCAUGAUCAGCCAUGUCUUCCAACUACAACGAUACAACCUGGUUAUGAUCUCAUUGAUUAUAAGCUUCAGCAAUUCACCAAUCUCAAUCCAAAUGCCAAUUUGGUUCAUUUGCUGCCUUCCUUGUCCCCCUCAACCAACUUUUUACCUCACAGCCCUCCAUUGUGGCAGUCAUUGGGCGGCUACCAUCCCCAAUCGCUCGACUCCGACCAACUAAUGGUUGCAAGCGGAGAGUUUGUCACUCCAACAACGACACUACCUCAAUACGUCGAUGGUUCGAUUUUGCAUCCCGCAAAAUUAUGCGAAGUUGGUGAGGAAAAUCUUUGGUCAUCAAUUCCACAAAUUUCAGCUCCUUUGCAAGAUCUUGACCCAUUUACCAAAUUAUCAAGCUUUCCAAAUGGUUACUACCCACAAGAUCAAUGCUUGGCAGCCAAUCAAAUGGCAAUGGAGCAAAUUGACAAGAUAAUGUCAUCGAUCUUGCAGAUCCCGUCGUGCUCCUCGUCGUCGUCAUUGUUGGGUCUAUCGGAAUUAUCGAGCAAUCUAGUUUCGUUAAGCUGGGGAGUGUAGGAUACGUAGGUACAUCAUAGUAUAUGUGUAGGUAAGUAAUAAUUGAAAAAAAAAUGCAAUUAUUUUGGUUUGAUAUGUAUGUUUGAGAAGGUAAGAGGUAGUCCAUAGGGAAAGAACCUAAAAGUUGCUAGUUCAGGUUGUUUACAAAGUAAUGCUUGAUCAAGUACUAUAAAUACAUUGCCUUGUUUCA